AUGGGCGAUGUUAGGGUAAGCUGUGCAUGGGUCGCCAGCCGCUCUUCUCACGUCGUCAUCGAUUCUUUAGGGACUGAGAAAGUGGUGGAGACUAUCGAUUCCAUUCCUAAAGUGAAAUGGGAUUUCGAAGGGAUUCACUAUUUUGAUAAUGGGCCUCUCACCGUUCAGUAUAUAUUUGUCCUGGACGCUUUGAAUUUCUGCUUUUGGCCCGAUGCCGAGCUAGAUUAUGAUCAUUUAGCCUCGAGGCUGAAGAAAGCUCUACAGAAUGACAAGUCAGUUUUUGAUGCUGAUCGCUUGCAGAAAUACACUGGUCCGGAGUUACGGGAGCUCUUGAAAUGGCCUAGGCCGCUUCCUUUAGAGGACGAACGAGUUCGGUUGCUGCACGAGGUUGGAUUUGAACUGGAGAGAAGCUUUGAUGGCAAAGCGUCCAAUCUUGUGGAGUCCUGUGCAAAAUCAGCUGCUAAGCUUGUAGCUCUUGUUACUCGUCACUUCCCCGGUUUUCGAGACCACUCGCUCUACAAAGGACACCAGAUAUUCUUGUACAAAAGAGCUCAACUAUUUGCUAAAGAUGUAUGGGGUGCAUUCGAGGGUCGGGGAUAUGGAGAAUUUAACGGCAUCGAAUCGAUAACUAUAAUGGCGGACUAUAUUGUCCCAGCUGUUCUUCAGAGGAUGGGUGUGCUGAAAUAUAGUCCAACACUCACCAACAAAAUUGAGGCUGAUGAGGAAAUACUUCCUGGCACUGAGGAAGAAGUUGAGCUUCGAGCUUGCUCCAUACACGCAGUGGAAAAAAUGAGGGAGUUGAUCAAUACAAAAUCAGGGAAGCAGGUACUUGGCGUGGAACUAGAUCAUUGGCUUUGGACUUUCGGCAUUCAGCUUCCAUCUCUGAAACACCAUCGAACACUUUCGGUGUACUAUUGA
Molecule: messenger RNA, 918 nt
Organism: Morus notabilis
Lineage: Eukaryota; Viridiplantae; Streptophyta; Magnoliopsida; Rosales; Moraceae
Product: queuosine salvage protein
Exons: 7
Coding region: 1-918 (305 amino acids)
Source: RefSeq, a predicted model, not a curated record